Molecule: messenger RNA, 1065 nt
Organism: Schizosaccharomyces osmophilus
Lineage: Eukaryota; Fungi; Ascomycota; Schizosaccharomycetes; Schizosaccharomycetales; Schizosaccharomycetaceae
Exons: 1
Coding region: 1-1065 (354 amino acids)
Source: RefSeq, a predicted model, not a curated record
AUGUUCCAUGCGAGAUGCAGGAUCAACCACAAUAAUAUUCAAGUGCAUUUUUAUCUUUCCUACUUUCGUUGUGUGUUCAAUUCACAUCCUUAUACCACAAUCUCCUCUCGUUCUUUUGCAUAUACCCCUUGGAAUCAUUCUUCACAAACAGAAAACAAUACUUUGCUUUCAGACAAAGUUAGAACCGGAAAAAGUACUUCGACGGUUGCCGACUCUUCUUCUCUUUCAACUCAAAGUUCGAAAAGGUCGAAUCGUGCAUUUAUGAAUAAACACAACAAUGCUGCACGUAAGGAAAAGAAGCCCGAAAGUCAUUCUUUGCGUCAAUACAUAUUUAAUUCUUCAAGUUUUUGUAACCUACAGCAUACAAGAAAACUUUUAAUAAUGGCUUCUGAUCGGAAUAAAGCUUACCUUAAGCCUCGUGAUCCACCAUGCCAAACCGCUAAGAUUCUUUCGUUGUACGACAAACAAAUGUAUAGACGAUCACGAAAUCUAUACGACGUAUUUCAAGGUAAAGAAGAUUUGUUGAGUCUCGCUUGGUUUCAAACACUUCUAUACCCGUUGCUAACUUCUACAUAUGAAAUUAAUGCCUAUGUGAACACAGUGACUCAAGAUGCAACACUUCCCGAUUAUUUCCGUGAUAGAAGCUUAGAGGUGAUUUUUUUUAGCUCUCUUUUUGAUCAUUUUUUGACCACCAACGAGUUUUAUCUCGUCAUAUACUACUAUUUAAUUGUAAGGAAAACUCCUCAAAUGGCUUUGCAAUUAUUACGGCAGUUAAAAAAUAUUGCCCUACCAGAAAACAACUUAAUCAAAUCUGCGUUUUUGGAAUGGAGCUUGCAAACUGGAAGAUUCGGAAUAGCAUAUCAAAUUUUUAGAGAGGAAUCGCUUUCUGUUUACCAUCCUUGUAAAACGUUCCUUAAUGUCCUAAAAAUGCACGGUACACCGGAAAUGCUUGAUUAUGUUGUCGCUCAGGAAAUGAAGAAUGCAAAAACAGAAAAAUCGUCAAAGAACCUGAAAUAUGCCGAUAAGAUAGAUUCUUAUUACUGGUUAAGUAAUCCGCUGUUAUAG